This is a messenger RNA of Saprolegnia diclina VS20, 1552 nucleotides long. RefSeq lists its product as hypothetical. The transcript has a single exon. NCBI's taxonomy places the organism in Eukaryota, Oomycota, Saprolegniomycetes, Saprolegniales, Saprolegniaceae. The record is from RefSeq and is a predicted model, not a curated record. Bases 15 to 1523 code for a protein of 502 amino acids.
UCGUCGACACGAGUAUGAUAGCAACACAACCCCAGCGCGCCCGAGCGACCGACAUCGGCAUCUUGCUGCCUGAGAUCACCCAGGCGAUUGCACGCCUUCUGCCAGGGCCCGACGCCUUUGCUGCGUUCGUUGCAGCGCUGCCGGCGUGGGCCAAAACCCCGGCGCUGGCGGCCAUCGCACGUCUCUCGACUGUACCAAGCAUGGCGGUGGCGUGGCCGACGAUCACUGUACUUGGCCCUGAGCUCGACAGCGCGACCACCGAAGAUCUUGUCGCUGCCACCGCGCUCGGACCGUACAUUGUGAUUGGCUACACGAUUGCAACACGCAACGACUUGGCGGUCGUCACCGCCGUCGCGUCAAAUAUUACGUCGCUCACGUUCGACUUGAAUGACGCCAGCGACAAAACAUUGCGCUUCUUCCGCUCGACGAUCGCGUCGUGCACGUACCUCGUGAGCCUCGAGCUCACGAACUACGGGGGCGGCAGCGUUCGCUAUCUCAAGGGCGUCUUCUUCAAGCUUGCGCACCUCACGUCGCUCGCACUCGUGGGCGGUCUUGACUGGUCUGAGCUCGAGCUUUCGACCGGUUUUGGCGAGCGCCUCGUCCAUUGGCUCCGUACCAAACCUGUCGUAUCCUUGACCAUGUUUGCCAUCAGCUUUGCCGACGUGCCAGGCUCGCCGCUCUGCCUCGCGCUCUGCGACGCGAUCUCGUCCAGCGCGACACUCACGACGCUUGCACUCAACAAUGUCAACCUCUUGGAGCGAGGGUUCUUGUACGAGCGCCCUCUGCCUGUGCGCUUGGCGUCGCUCGAGUGGGACAAGUACGAAGGUCGCAGCAGCGACACGAGCGAGAUGUGGGAUAACUUUCUGAGCGCGCUCGCCGGUGGUCCGCAGCUGACGCACUUUAGCUGCAAGCAUUUUGUCAUGCUGCUCCACGACAAGAAGAUUCGGCAUAUGCUCCGAGGCCUCUCGUCGCUCGAGAUCAACAAUUGCGCAUCCCAUUACGAGAUUCUCGAUGCCCUCAAGACCAUGGCCAACCUCACGACGCUGAGCUUCCGCGACGUCCGCUUUGAAGUCCAGCUGAUGCGCCAUCUCGUCCCGGUGCUUCGAAAGCUCCCGUGCCUCGAGGUGCUCAAGUUCACCGGCAAGAGCAGAUGGGAAGAGCUCGCAAUGUCGACGAACGACUUGGCGCAUCUCCUGCGGCACGUGCCCCGUUUUGCGUGCCUCUCGCAUCUCGAUGUCUCGCACGAUGCCCUCGACAUGGCGACCAUCCUUGGUCUUCUGCCGACGCUCAAUGCAGCAGCCAAACGGCUGCGGACAAUUAACCUGCAAGGCCACUGGCAGCCAGGAGACGUCGAAGACUUCGUCGAGGCGGUGCGUCGGCUGCCCGACCGUCAUUUUGCAAUUGUUCUCGACGCGGCGGCUCAGCACAGCGAGGCGGCAACCGACGCCCGCCACGAGCAUUGGAUCGAAGAGAGCGGCCUCGCGCCGCGCAGAGGCCUCGACCAGUGCAUUGUGUUCAUUUAAGAGCCCUUUUGAACAGCGCUAGCGCUCAU